AUGGUAGGUCUAUCAAAGUCAAGGCCUUCCUUUAAUAAUAGUAGUGGACCGGAAGAAAAAAGGACAUUAAAAAACAUACUUCGAUCAUGGUUAAUUGUGAUUCUCAGCAUUUUCUGUGGCAUGUCACUCGCAUGUUAUUUUCAUUACAAAAUACCAUUGCCUACUAAUCAUCUCGGUUAUAAUACUAAGACUGGUUUAUCCGACUUUUCUGAAAGUAAUGCUAUGAAUAUUAUAUCUCAUUUAAGUGAUACUAUCGGUUAUCGUGUUGUGGGCACAAUUGAAGAAAAACAAUCUUAUGAUUAUAUUCACGACUUGGUUAAGCAAUAUAAAAAGGAGUCAGAGGGUAUUGUCGGCUCACCCAAAUUUGAUAUUUGGAUACAGCAAGGUACAAGCUCACAUAGAUUUGAUAUUAUGGAUAAGAUGGUAUUAAAGGCUUAUACAAACGUUACAAACAUUAUUGUCCGUUUAUCUUGCCCUGUUAAUCCUCAAAAUCCCGAGAAUCGUAGCUGUGAAGAAAAUGCAGUUUUAUUAAAUUCUCAUUUUGAUACUACAUUGGGUUCACCAGGAGCUACAGAUGAUGGUUCUGGUACAGCUGUCAUGUUGGAUAUUAUUCGUGUCUUAAGUCAACGUGAUUGGUCGAAUUAUAAAAAUUCUAUUGUAUUUUUAUUUAAUGGCGCCGAAGAAUCAUUACAGGAUGCUUCUCAUGCCUUUAUUACUAUGCAUGAAAUUAAAGACACAAUUAAAUGCGUUGUUAACAUUGAUGCUUGCGGAACAACGGGCCGGGAGAUUUUGUUUCAGGCGAAUUCACUUGAAAUGGUGGAAGCUUAUAAACAAGUGCCUUAUCCUCACGGCACAGUUAUGGCAAACGAUGUAUUUCGUACGGGUCUUAUUUUAUCAGAUACGGAUUUUAGACAAUUUGUUCAAUAUGGAAAUUUAACAGGCAUAGACAUGGCUAUUUAUAAGAAUUCAUACAUUUAUCAUACUGAUUUAGAUACUACAGAACAUUUACAGCCAGGUUCAAUUCAACAUUUAGGUGAAAAUACAUUAGCUAUCGUGAAUUAUUUAGCUCAAAAUGGCACUUUAACUUCUAUUGAACCUUCAAAUUCAGUCGUCUUUUUCGAUUUUCAAGGUUUAUUCUUUGUUGUCUAUUCAUGGGCUACAGCUUAUAUUAUUCAGAUGGGAACCUUUAUGUUAUCUGUCAUUUAUUUUAUCUUGAUCGUUAGAAAGACUCAUCGUUCUUCACCUUAUCGUUCCAUUAGCCAUAUUUUAAUCUCUUAUACUAAAUCUACACUUUCUGUUUUAUUCAGCAUGCUUACUGCUAUGAUUUUACCCAUCUCAGUUGCAUUCAUCUUAACUUCAGACAUCUUUAAUCGUCAUAUGGCAUGGUUCAAGCAUGAAUGGUAUGGUGCUCUUAUGUUUGGUCCCAUAGCACUUGCUGGCUCAUAUGGUACCCAAUAUCUCUUUUCAAUUUUACCAGGUCCUGAGCAUUUCGAUAUAGAGUAUGGUACCUUUACUUCCCUUAUGCUUCUUUUUACACUUGGAACUGCUGUAACAACUCAAACAGGAGUCGCAAGCUCUUAUGUAUUCUGGUUAUAUAAUUUUAUUCUCUUAUUGGCCUGUAUUUUGAAUGAACUCUUUCUUCGUCCUGCUCCUAGUAAAGUUUAUUUACCUCAGGUAGGUUAUGGGGCUUAUAUCCUUAGUGCUGCGACUCUUUCAAUGUUAUAUACCGAUUAUGCCUUUGCUCUAGUUGAUAUUUUUGUUCCCUUGACGGGUCGUAUGGGAGUUGAUACACCAGUUGAUGCAAUCAUUGCAUUUGUGUAUGGUAUGAUCACCUUCAUGGUAUCAUUACCAUCCUUAGCACACAUUCAUCGUUUUGGCAAACGCGUAUUGAAAAGGAUAGUCAUUCUAUUAUUAUGUGCAGAAAUAGCUGUCUUAACUGCCGUUUAUAUUAGCGGUGGACAUGCUGGAGGCUGGGCGUUCCCUUAUGAUACUUUACAUCCAAAACGUCUAUUUAUUCAAGAACUCAAGAAUUUGACAUCUGGAGAGAUCACGGUUGGUGUUGCACAAGCUGAUCAUGGACCUUAUAUUCAGACAGUGAUCAACAGAUUGGAGCAAAAUUUAGGUGUUCAAGCAGAACCACGUAAUGCUUUAAGCAACAUGAACGAUUGGGACUCCAUUUAUCCUUUUAGUGCCUUUUUGGGUGGUUAUCGAUUUGAUGUAGUGCCAUAUCUUCAUAAGCAUAGUACUUUAAAAACGUCUAAUUUGCUUGAUGCCUUACCUGGACCCUUCCCAGAGGUGAAAGUCUUUAAUGACACCUAUGAUUCGAACACAGGUGUUCGAUCCUUUUCUAUUCUUUGUCUUUCACCUAGUUAUACAUGGACAGUCUUGGCCUUUGAUGGACAGGUUGUAGGUUGGAGUAUUGAUGGUGAAGAACCUUUGGAGAAAUCAUCUCAUUAUGUCGUACGUCAUGUAAGUGGUUAUGGCAAUGAUGGUUGGACUUUAGAUUUAGCUAUUCAGGUUCCUGAAGAGGAACGUGAUAAGGCAGAAAAAGGUGAAUGGAAGAUACCAUUUGAAUUUACCGCAUUGGAAAAGGAAGGCUUUGCUAGCCAUGGUGAGGAACGGUUGAUAGGUGGGGUUGGUAUUAUGUCUGUUGUUCAAGAUUCCCUACCAAAUUGGACUUCAACGACUUGGUUAAGCUCUGUUGUUCAAGUUUGGAAUUUAUAA
Molecule: messenger RNA, 2724 nt
Organism: Cokeromyces recurvatus
Lineage: Eukaryota; Fungi; Mucoromycota; Mucoromycetes; Mucorales; Mucoraceae
Exons: 6
Coding region: 1-2724 (907 amino acids)
Biological process (GO): proteolysis
Molecular function (GO): metalloexopeptidase activity
Source: RefSeq, a predicted model, not a curated record